AUGAGGGAGAACCAGCCCAGGUCCACCUCCCGGGUCCUUCACCCUAACCCGGUUGGUCGGGCCUGGGUCAGGGAGAGGGCUCGCGAGACGCUGAGCACUUUGUCCCAUCCUUCUUGCUGCAGCGGCAGGAGCAGCGCCCCCGCGCCGGGCCUGGCGCCCGCCUGUCUCAUCUGGGACGAGGAGGACUCCCAGGGCCGUCGCUGCCGGCUGUUGAGUGACGGCGCGAACAUCUGUGAGCGCCGAGGCCUCCGCAGGGUGCGCUCCCUCAGGGUGGAAAACGGCUCUUGGGUGGCGAUGAAUACCCCGUAUGAAUACCCCGACUUCCAGGGACAGCAAUUCAUUUUGGAGAAAGGUGACUCUCCUCGCUGGAGUGGCUGGAGCGGCAGUGGCGGCCACCACAGUGACCAGCUGCUCUCUUUCCGGCCAGUGCCCUGUGUGGACCACAGUGACAGCCGUGUGACAUUGUUUGAGGGAGACAACUUCCAGGGCUGCAAGUUUGAACUCAGUGAUGACUACCCACCCCUGCCCUCCAUAGGUUGGGCCCGCAAGGAUGUGGGUUCCCUCAGAGUCAGCUCUGGAGCGUGGGUGGCCUACCAGUAUCCAGGCUACUGGGGCUACCAGUACCUAUUGGAGCAGGACUGGCAUGGUGGGGAGCUCCGUACCUACAGCAAAUUUGGCUCCCAGGCCCCCAGCGGGCAGCUGCAGUCCAUUCGGAGAGUCCAGCAAUAA
This is a messenger RNA of Rhinolophus ferrumequinum (greater horseshoe bat), 729 nucleotides long. RefSeq names its product crystallin beta A2 (gene CRYBA2). Gene Ontology annotation, biological process: lens development in camera-type eye; visual perception. Gene Ontology annotation, molecular function: structural constituent of eye lens. Lineage: Eukaryota; Metazoa; Chordata; Mammalia; Chiroptera; Rhinolophidae. The record is from RefSeq and is a predicted model, not a curated record.